Messenger RNA from Gregarina niphandrodes, 279 nucleotides. RefSeq names its product RNA-binding protein. Gene Ontology annotation, cellular component: nucleus. The coding region runs from base 1 to 279 and encodes 92 amino acids. Lineage: Eukaryota; Apicomplexa; Conoidasida; Eugregarinorida; Gregarinidae. The transcript has a single exon. Gene Ontology annotation, molecular function: mRNA binding. The record is from RefSeq and is a predicted model, not a curated record.
AUGGAGCGGUCACCGGGGUGGACAUCUGACGCCAACCCGCACCUGUAUGUACAUAAUGUACCUAAGGACAGCAAUGAAGAGGAGCUGCGCUCGAUAUUCGGUCAGUUCGGCCAGGUGGUGAACGUGCGCCUCAAAGUCAACCAGAAAGUAGGACCUCAUGCGGUGUAUGCAUUCGUGACAUUCACCACGACCGACGAAGCCCAGAACGCUCUAAUGCACCUCCAGGGCCAAGAUAUAAGUAAGAAAAGGAAUGAACCAGGCAGAUUCGCCCGCUUGUAG